AUGGACGAGCCAAUGGACCACGCGAUGGGCGAAGCGGAGGCAGACGCUCAACCUCCUGCUACGAACAGCACCCAAAGCCUUCCGCUCAAGAAAAGAAUGGCUUUCGAAGAAUCAAACCCGGUCCGUGACACGAAACGAAUCAAGACCUCAGCUACAAUAUGGAGGGUUGCUUUCCCAGAGAAGCCUGCAGUUUUAGAGGAGCAAAAUGGGGAGAUCGAAUUCCGAGUCGUCAACAAUGACGGUUCUCGCACCAGUACAAUCAUCCUUACAGGCCUCAAAUGUCUGUUUCAAAAGCAACUGCCAAAAAUGCCCAAAGAUUACAUUGCGCGUCUUGUCUACGAUCGGGCCCAUUUGUCUAUUGCCAUAGUGAAAAUGCCUCUGGAGGUUAUCGGAGGAAUAACAUUUCGGGAAUUUCGACACCGCAAGUUUGCUGAAAUUGUUUUUUGCGCAGUCUCAUCUGAUCAGCAGGUGAAAGGAUAUGGAGCACAUCUGAUGGCCCAUCUAAAAGAUUAUGUCAAAGCUACUUCCCCCGUGAUGCAUUUUCUAACUUACGCCGAUAAUUAUGCCACAGGAUACUUCCAAAAACAAGGGUUUACCAAAGAUAUCAGUCUUGACAAGUCUAUCUGGAUGGGGUAUAUCAAGGAUUAUGAAGGGGGUACACUCAUGCAAUGCUCCAUGGUCCCUCGAAUACGCUAUCUUGAAGUUGGCCGUAUGCUUCUUAAGCAAAAGGCAACUGUUCAAGCUAAAAUGCAUCUCUUGAGCAGCAAUCACAUUGUCCAUCCACCACCUCCACAAUGGGCCAAUGUUGACAAGGAUGAGGUUCCAGAUUAUUAUAAGGUGAUCACGUCGCCAAUGGACCUGUCAACUGUAGAAGAAAAGUUGGAGCGUGAUGAUUAUGCUGCACCAAAAGAGCUUGUCCAUGACCUUAAGUUGAUCUUUAGCAAUUGCCGGCAGUAUAAUGACGCAACAACCGUGUACGCCAAGUGUGCGGUGAAGCUGGAGAAGUACAUGUGGAGUCUUAUUAAGGAGAUUCCAGAGUGGUAUGCCUUAGUUGAAGAUGCAUGA
Uncinocarpus reesii 1704 is the source of this 1065-nucleotide messenger RNA. RefSeq names its product histone acetyltransferase GCN5. The record is from RefSeq and is a predicted model, not a curated record. The coding region runs from base 1 to 1065 and encodes 354 amino acids. Lineage: Eukaryota; Fungi; Ascomycota; Eurotiomycetes; Onygenales; Onygenaceae. Gene Ontology annotation, molecular function: histone H3 acetyltransferase activity; protein binding. The transcript is spliced from 3 exons. Gene Ontology annotation, cellular component: histone acetyltransferase complex. Gene Ontology annotation, biological process: positive regulation of transcription by RNA polymerase II; chromatin remodeling.